AUGAGCAGCCCCGAUGCGGGCUACGCCAGCAGCGACGACCAGGUGCAGGGGCGGUGCUCGCUGCCCAUCAUGAUGCCGGCCAUGUGCCCCUGGGCGGCAGAGGCGCUGAGCCCGCCGGGCGAGGCGAAGGCGAAGGGCGGCGCGGCGGCGUCGGGGCCGUCGGGCGGCCGGAGCAAGGGCGAGGCGCGGAUCCGGCGUCCCAUGAACGCCUUCAUGGUGUGGGCGAAGGACGAGCGCAAGCGGCUGGCGCAGCAGAACCCGGACCUGCACAACGCCGAGCUCAGCAAGAUGCUGGGUAAAUCGUGGAAGGCGCUGUCGCUGUCGGAGAAGCGUCCGUUCGUGGAGGAGGCGGAGCGGCUGCGGGUGCAGCACAUGCAGGACCACCCGAACUACAAGUACCGGCCGCGGCGGCGGAAGCAGGUGAAGCGCCUGAAGCGGGUGGAGAGCGGCUUCCUGCAGCACGGCCUGGCCGAGGCGGCGGCGGCGGGGCCCGGGCUGGGCAGCGAGGUGUCCGGCGGCGGCGGCAGGAUGUGCGUGGAGGGCCUGGGACUGGCGUACGGCGAGCAGGGCUACGCGGCGGCGGCGGGCGCGGGCCACUACCGGGACUGUGCGCCGCUGGGCGCCGCGUUCGACGGCUACGGCCUGCCGACCCCGGACCCGUCGCCGCUGGACGCGGCGGAGAGCGAGGCGUCCUUCUUCGCGGCGGGGCUGCAGGAGGAGUGCGCGCUGGUGCCCUACGGCUACGGCCCGCACCCGGCGGCCGCCGAGUACCCGGCAGCGGCGUCCGAGAGCCCGUCGGGGGCGUCGCUGCGGCGGCACCUGGCGCCCGGGGAGGCGCUGGGCGCGGGCGGGUCGCUGCAGGGGCUGCUGGGCUGCCCGGCGCCGCUGCACGCCUACUACGGGCAGUGCCAGCCGCCGGGAGCGGGGCGCGGCCCGCCGGGGGCCGUGGGGCAGCCGUCGCCGCCGCCGGAGUCGGCGCCGUGCCGGGAGCAGCUGGAGCAGCUGCGGCCCGAGGAGCUGCUGGGCGAGGUGGACCGCACGGAGUUCGAGCAGUACCUGCGCUUCGCCUGCAAGCCCGAGCUGGGGCUGCCCUACGGCGGCCACGAGCCCGAGGCCGCGGCUCCCGUCUCGUCGGCCGUGUCGGACGCCAGCAGCGCCGUCUACUACUGCGGCUACCCCGACUUGUGA
Molecule: messenger RNA, 1188 nt
Organism: Melospiza georgiana
Lineage: Eukaryota; Metazoa; Chordata; Aves; Passeriformes; Passerellidae
Product: transcription factor SOX-17-like
Exons: 2
Coding region: 1-1188 (395 amino acids)
Biological process (GO): heart development; anatomical structure morphogenesis; vasculogenesis
Molecular function (GO): DNA-binding transcription activator activity, RNA polymerase II-specific; RNA polymerase II cis-regulatory region sequence-specific DNA binding
Source: RefSeq, a predicted model, not a curated record